UUAAUUUUAUAAAUUUUGUCGCUCAGAACGGACGUGUUAGGAAGCUCGUUUUCUAGUAAAAAAUAAAUCCUUUCCUCCACAAUUCCAAAAAAUAUAUUUUUUAUUUUAAAUUUGUUUAGACAUUGCACAUAUUUAAGCAAUAGAAACGGCGAAAUGACAACAAAGUUUAUUAUCAACGACCGAUUAUACACUUUUAAGUUAUCCAAUCUUCCAUCGGACAUUACUUUGAACACCUUUAUCCGAGAGCAUGCGGGAUUAUCAGGUACUAAAUUUAUGUGUCAAGAAGGCGGAUGCGGAGUAUGCGUUUGCGUGGUUACGGGUAAACACCCAGUUACUGGCGAUGUGCACACUUGGGCCGUCAACUCAUGUUUGACAUUACUGAACACUUGUGCAGAUUGGGAGAUAACCACUAUUGAGGGGAUUGGGAGCAAACGUAUGGGCUAUCACCCGAUUCAAAAACGUUUGGCUAAGAUGAACGGCACUCAAUGUGGUUUUUGCUCGCCAGGUUUUGUUAUGAAUAUGUAUGGGUUACUGAAAUCUAAGGGAGACAAAGUUACCAUGGAGGAGGUGGAGAAUUCUUUUGGUGGCAACAUUUGUCGAUGCACUGGCUACCGUCCCAUAUUAGAUACCAUGAAAUCUUUUGCAAUCGACAGUACUAUCGAAAUUCCUGAAGAGUGCUUUGACAUUGAAGACCUCAGGACUAAAACAUGCCCCAAGACUGAGACUUCAUGUAACAGAUCUUGCAUCAGCCUGACAAAGCGGCCGCCAAUGAAAUAUGAGGAUGGUAGCCAAUGGUUCUGGCCGAAAUCAUUAUCUGACGUUUUCUGUGCUAUAGAGCAAUCGAAAGGUUGCAAGUAUAUGCUGGUGGCCGGUAAUACUGCUCACGGCGUCUUUCACCGCGAAUAUACUAUUAAAACAUUUAUCGGCGUGAAUGGAGUACCUGAACUGUGCCAAUAUAGUAUUACUCCAAAUGCCGUAACCUUAGGUGGCAAUUUAAGUUUAUCCCAGACAAUGGAAAUAUUUCAAGAGGCAGCCAAAUAUAAUGGCUUUGAGUACUCUAAACAACUUUGGAACCAUUUCGAUUUAAUUGCAAAUGUACCUGUUCGCAAUAUGGGCACCUUGGCUGGUAACCUAAUGAUGAAAUACUACCACAACAGCUUCCCCUCUGAUAUUUUUGUUCUUUUUGAAGCAUUAAAUGCUCAAGUGAUAGUCCAAGAAAGCGCGACAAAAGAGAAGAGAGUAACGAUCACAGAGUUUUUGAAAACUCCAAUAAAGGGUAAAGUUAUUAGAGCAUUCAUUCUCCCACCAUAUUCGUUAAAGAGAUAUAUAUUUGAUUCCUACAAGGUUAUGAUCAGGGCACAAAAUGCGCAUGCUUAUGUUAAUGCUGCGUUUCUCAUAAAUAUUGAGAGACCAAGCUUCAGAGUAAAAUCUGCCCGCAUCUGUUUUGGUGGCAUAAAUCCUGACUUCAUCCACGCAACUGAAAUCGAAAAAAUACUAGAAGGAAAACAAUUAUAUGAUCCAGAAGUUGUAAGACGGAUUUUUGUGGCAGCCAGAAAUCACAUCGUUGCUGAUGCAGUUUUACCUGAUGCUUCGCCCGACUAUAGACAGAAACUAGCUUGUGGGCUACUCUAUAAAACCAUUUUGAAAAAUACACCAGACAGCACAAUUCCAGCAAAGCUACGUAGUGGAGCAGAGAUUCUGAAGCGUCCAGUAUCAUCAGGUAGACAAGUAUACGAAAGAAUAGAAGAUGAUUCACCUGUACACCAAGCAAUUGAAAAAUACGAAGGUGUAAUGCAGACAGCAGGGGAAGCCACUUAUGCCAAUGAUGUACCCGUUCAGCCACACCAGUUGUGGGCAGCUUUCGUUACGGCCAAGAAAGUAGGAGCUACGGUAGUUGACAUUGACACCUCAGAAGCAUUCAAACUACCUGGAGUUGUUGACUUUCUAACUACUAAAGAUAUACCUGGAAAAAAUACGGUUUGUGGAAACGAGCCCAUGUUCUUUAAAGAGAAUGAGGAAUUAUUUGCUAGUGGUGCCACAAAAUUUUACAAUCAACCAAUAGGUGUAAUAGUGGCUGACUCUAAUGCCACUGCCAAUGCGGCAUGUAAACUAGUGAAGCUCACUUAUGCUGGCAAAGCAGACGAAGUUUUCCCCACACUUCAUGAUGUUCUGAACAGUGCUUGCUCAGAUAGAAUUAACCAUACUAUUAAGUCCCUCAUCGAAAAUCUAAAAAUUGAAGACGAUUAUGAUGUACAUGGUUCGGGAAAAUUAGAUUUGGGCUUGCAGUACCACUACUUCAUGGAACCACAUACUUCCGUAGUAAUUCCGUUUGAAGGUGGAUUGGAAGUGUAUGCCGCCACUCAGUGGAUGGACCUGCUCCAAGGAGCUCUUACAGAGUUGCUGGGAAUGAAAACUAAUGAAGUUCAAGUUAAGGUACGGCGAUUGGGUGGUGGCUAUGGUGGCAAGGCGACCCGGAGUCUUCCAGCUGCUUGCGCCGCCGCAUUGGCUGCCUUUAAGCUUAACCGUCCGGUACGUUUUGUCCAAUCUAUAGAAUCGAUGAUGAAUGUUCUUGGAAAACGAUGGGCUUUCCAUUCAGAUUACGACUUCUACGUUAAAAGUACGGGAAAAAUUGUAGCACUGCGUAAUGCAUUUUACGAAGAUGCAGGCUGUCUUCCUAACGAAUCUCCAAUGGGUCACACAGUUUUGCUCGGUAAAAAUUGCUAUGAAUUUAGUGAUAACUACAAGUUGGAUGGUUACAUGGUCAUAACUGAUUCGCCUAGCAAUACACCCUGCCGUGCACCUGGUUCAGUUGAGGGAAUUGCCAUGAUCGAAAAUAUUCUCGAACAGAUAUCUUUUGAAACUGGAUUAGAUCCAGUGGAUGUUCGUACUGCUAACCUAAUUCCUGGACAUAAAAUGGGUAAAAUUUUGGCACACUUUGUGGAAUCAACAAAUUACAAAAUACGAAAGCAGGAAGUCAAAAUUUUUAAUGUACAUAAUCGCUGGUGUAAGAAGGGCCUUGGUAUUGCUAUCAUGGAGUAUCAUAUUGGGUACUUUGGACAGUUUCCGGCUACGUUAGCCAUCUAUCACGGCGAUGGAACCGUGAUUAUUUCACACGGUGGUAUUGAAAUGGGUCAAGGAAUGAACACCAAGGUCGCCCAGCUGGCGUCUUAUGAGUUGGGUAUACCAUUAAAUAUGAUUCGAUUUGAGGGUAGCAAUACUAUUAAUGGCGCAAAUAGCAUGGUAACUGGAGGCUCAAUCGGCAGUGAAACACUCUGCUACGCGGUGCGGAAAUGUUGCAACACAAUUAACGAACGACUCAAGCCAGUGCGGGAAUCCUUAAAAAAUCCUACAUGGCUCGAAAUUAUACAGACAGCUUACAGUCAACACAUUAGUCUGAUUGUAAACGAUGAUUGCAAACCAAAUGAUAUGGAUCCAUAUACAGUGUGUGCUCUAGGUCUUGUGGAGGUGGAAGUCGACAUUCUGACCGGCAAUUAUCAACUACCGCGCGUAGAUAUAUUGGAGGAUGCUGGAGAGAGUUUAAAUCCAAAUGUGGAUAUCGGACAAAUUGAGGGAGCAUUUAUGAUGGGCCUCGGCUACUGGACUUCAGAAGAAAUAGUUGUUGAUAGAAAUACUGGUGAGCUCAAAACUAACCGUACAUGGAAUUACAAACCACCUGGUGCUAAAGACAUACCAAUCGAUUUCCGCAUUGAAAUGUUGCCACGCAGCCCAAAUGCGGCUGGGUUUAUGCGUUCCAAGGCUACUGGUGAGCCAGCUAUAUGUUUAGGAAUAGCUGUGGGCUUUGCUCUGCAGGAGGCUUUACAAUCUGCUCGCUCUGAUGCUGGGAUACCAAAUAAAUGGAUUGCGCUAAGCGCACCGAUGACACCCGAACGUGUGUUGCUACAGUCAGGUACUGAUUGUAGCAUGUUCCAGCUCAAGUAAAGAGAAAUCACGUUCAAACAGAAUAUGAAUCCAGAAACUCACUAUUGAUGUAUCAGUUUAAAAUAUUUUCAUAUGAUCUACUAUUAACCACAAAUAGUUAAUAUCAAAUAAAUAACUUUUUUUGAGAUAAAA
Molecule: messenger RNA, 4071 nt
Organism: Anastrepha ludens (Mexican fruit fly)
Lineage: Eukaryota; Metazoa; Arthropoda; Insecta; Diptera; Tephritidae
Gene: AOX1
Product: xanthine dehydrogenase
Exons: 7
Coding region: 154-3939 (1261 amino acids)
Molecular function (GO): FAD binding; 2 iron, 2 sulfur cluster binding; oxidoreductase activity
Source: RefSeq, a predicted model, not a curated record